This is a messenger RNA of Gossypium raimondii (Peruvian cotton), 1945 nucleotides long. RefSeq names its product homeobox protein knotted-1-like 2. The record is from RefSeq and is a predicted model, not a curated record. The transcript has 5 exons. Gene Ontology annotation, biological process: regulation of DNA-templated transcription. The coding region runs from base 425 to 1519 and encodes 364 amino acids. NCBI's taxonomy places the organism in Eukaryota, Viridiplantae, Streptophyta, Magnoliopsida, Malvales, Malvaceae. Gene Ontology annotation, cellular component: nucleus. Gene Ontology annotation, molecular function: DNA-binding transcription factor activity, RNA polymerase II-specific; DNA binding.
AAUCUUGGCCAUAGCUCCUUCUUUGCCUUUAUUAAAAUCCCAACAAUGAACGUCUUGUCAACCAACCCAUAGCCCAUGCUGGUUUAAGCUUUUAUUUUUUUAUUUUUAUUUACCCCUUUUCUCUCAUCUUCUUCAACUUUCUCAGCUCAUUUCUGGGUUUCUUUUCCUUUAUCUGGGUACCAUUCUUUUAUGCAAUUUUCACUUCAAGAAUCAAGACCCUUUGAUAUAAAACUGCAAAGGAUUUCAUUAGUUUUCCAUUCGUUUUAUUGUUAGAUUUUAUAUGAAAAAAUGGUGAGCUGUGUUUUUUUUUUUUGCAGUGAAUGAUCAGUAGGGUGUCUUAGCUAUAUACUCUUUUAGGGUUUCCAUUCUUUAGGGUUUUCUUUACCUUUUUCUUUUAAAAUUUUGCUUGUUCAGUUUUAUAAUAAUGGAGGAAUAUAAUCAGAUAAAUGAGAAUAGUAGUACUAGUAGGGGAAAUUUCUUGUACGCAUCUCAAGUUCUUGCAUCAAAUGGUUCUCCAUAUGGUAGAACAAGUAGUGGGUCAAUACCGCCAGUUUUAACCUCUUUUCAUCUUCAACCGAGUGAUCAACACCCAAUUGUGAAAACUGAAGCUAGUGCCUCACAACAUGCCCAAAAAUUCCAUUACAACAACAACAACAAUAACCCGUUGUUGAGAGGGCACCAACCAAUUCAUCACCAACAAAAAGGGAAUGAAAGCUCUAGUGAAGUGGAAGCUAUUAAAGCCAAGAUCAUAGCUCAUCCUCAGUACUCUAAUCUCCUUGAAGCUUACAUGGAUUGUCAAAAAGUAGGAGCUCCACCUGAAGUAGUGGUACGACUAGCAGCUGUUCGACAAGAGUUCGAAGCAAGGCAAAGAUCUUCAGUAACAUCAAGAGAUAACUCAAAAGACCCAGAACUUGAUCAGUUUAUGGAAGCUUACUAUGAUAUGUUGGUGAAAUAUCGGGAGGAACUAACGAGACCAAUACAAGAAGCUUGGGAUUUCAUGCGGAGGAUCGAAGCUCAACUUAACAUGCUUGGCAAUGGUCCUGUGCGGAUCUUUAAUUCUGAUGAGAAAUGUGAAGGUGUUGGUUCAUCCGAAGAGGAUCAAGACAAUAGUGGCGGAGAAACCGAACUCCCUGAAAUCGACCCACGUGCUGAAGAUCGAGAACUGAAGAACCAUUUAUUGAGGAAAUAUAGUGGUUACUUAAGUAGUCUCAAGCAAGAACUAUCCAAGAAAAAGAAGAAAGGGAAACUACCCAAAGAAGCUAGACAAAAAUUGCUUAGUUGGUGGGAGUUACACUACAAAUGGCCGUACCCGUCGGAGACUGAGAAGGUGGCAUUGGCUGAAUCAACUGGUUUAGACCAGAAACAAAUUAAUAAUUGGUUCAUAAACCAAAGGAAACGCCAUUGGAAACCUUCUGAAGACAUGCAAUUCAUGGUGAUGGAUGGUCUGCAUCCGCAAAAUGCAGCUUUAUAUAUGGAUGGUCAUUACAUGGGUGAUGGUCCUUACUGUUUGGGACCAUGAUAAUGUGCAAUACACCAUUAUAUAUAUAUGUGCUUGUUGUUUGUUUAGUUACACUGCAGUCACAGUGUAUGUUCUUUCGAUAUUACAAACAUCCUUUUUAUAAUGUUGUGCAUUCGUCGUCAUUUUACCAGUUACACAAGAUUUGGGAUGUUUGCUUUUUUUUGCUGCUCAUGUUCGAUGGUAUGCUGUCGUGCUUUGUCUGCAAGUAGAAGGGCAUGUAAGGAGCUUUAAUCCUGUAAGAGAGAUGGUAAUUGUGUAAUUGAAAUUUCAUGUCUGUAUGUUUAAGUACUACCUGUUUUAAGUGUAUAUAGUGCUAAACAGUUAAUGAUGUUGUAGUACUUGGGGAUCUUAAUCUGUCUUGAAUAACUUAGAACUUUUGUCUUGAUGGAUGGUUAUAAUUGGAUGGAUGGUUAUAAUUGCCAGUGA